Chelonia mydas (Green sea turtle) is the source of this 2665-nucleotide messenger RNA. RefSeq names its product NADH:ubiquinone oxidoreductase complex assembly factor 2 (gene NDUFAF2). The record is from RefSeq and is a predicted model, not a curated record. Gene Ontology annotation, cellular component: membrane. Lineage: Eukaryota; Metazoa; Chordata; Testudines; Cheloniidae. Gene Ontology annotation, biological process: mitochondrial respiratory chain complex I assembly. The coding region runs from base 156 to 665 and encodes 169 amino acids. The transcript has 4 exons.
GGGGCGCGGCCGAAGCGGAAGGGGCGGGGCAGGUACUUGGCGUUCUCGGGCUCCGGGGAGGGGUGGGUGCGUGAAGCCGCUGGCCUCGCCCCUGGGUGGCGGGGGUGUUUGCGGCAGAGCGCGCGGGGCUUGCCUGGCCUGACUCGCCCGCCAGGAUGGGCGGGCCCUGGCGGCUCCUGCGCGCCCUGCGGCUCCGGCUCCUCGGGCCAGAGAAGCAGCAUGUGGGCAGCGACCAGUUUGGAAACAAAUACUACAAGAUCCCCAAACACCAAACCUGGGCUGGACAGACCAUUCCAGAGAAAAGAAUAAUAGAAGCUGUAAAUCAAGAGGAGUAUAAGUAUGAAGUGGGCGACUUGCCAACAGAAUGGGAAGCUUGGAUUCGAAAAAGAAGAAAGGAUCCACCCACAAUGGAGGAAAUUCUUAAGAAUGAAAUCUAUAGAGAAGAAAUAAAACGGAAAAUCACAGAUGCUUCUGAAAAGGACAGCCUCCUUCAAACCAAGGAAUAUGAGGGACUUGCUGCUGAACCAGUUCAAACUCAAAUUAAAGGCCAUGCAUCAUCCCCUUACUAUGGAAAGAAUGAGCCUUCACCAGACCCAUCCAGCACUGCAAAAACCUUUCAGCCAGGUUCCUGGAUCCCACCAGCUAGCAGUAGCCGUAAUAAAUAAACAGUUGUAAUGUGAAAAAUCUUGCCAGUGAAUUGUGUAGAAAAUUGCUCUAACAAGCAACAUGACUGAAGAAAACUCUUUUUCACUUACCGUGUGAGAGAAAUAAACUGAUAUGUUAAAGUUAAUUUUCAUUUGUUUUUACAAGCUAGAUCUUAGAAAUCAUUUGAAUUCUUAGUUAUUACUGUGACUAAUUAGUAAAUCUUAGUAUAAAACUAUUGCUAAUUAAUUUUUUUUUAAAGUAAUUGUUAAUCUGUUAUUCUUGAGCUCAUUCUGUUUAGUUCAUUGAGGUAGGAAAAUGUCACAAUACACUUUCUUUUGACAGGCAUUUUCCUUAAAGGUAACUAUUUUUUUUAAAAAUUAUAACUAUAAUCUGGUCAUCAACAUAAUGGAUUUCACAUAGCUUAUUUGUAGACAUGAGGCUUAUAAAUGACCUUUUGCAUUAUCAAAUCUAGAUUUUUUUUGCUUAAUCAUCAUGUAUUUCUAUGGAAUCCCAAAGAGUUCCCUGCCUAUUGUUGCCUUUUAAUGUGGUCAGUGCUGUUGGCUCCCUUAGGUGACUGUAGGGUCUGUUUGACCUUAUUAACAUAAAGCACUUCAAAAAUAUAGAGAGACUACAUUCUUUGUUAAUUUUAGGGGACUAUAACAUGUAACUGUAUUAAUAGAUGGUAAAAUCAACAGUUAAAGUGUGUCUUGCUGGCCAUCUGUAAGUAGUCUAAAGUGCUAUAUGGAAUCAGUCUGAGUCAAAUAAGAGCAGUGUGUGGAAGCACUUUCUCAUUUUCCAGGAAUUUAAGACCUCCUAGGUCAGGGGUUCUCAAACUGGGGGUCAGGACCCCUCAGGGGGUUGCGAGGUUAUUACAUGGGGAUCGCAAGCUGUCAGUCUCCACCCAAAAGCCACUUUGCCUCCAGCAUUUAUAAUGGUGUUAAAUAUACAAAAAAAGUGUUUUUAAUUUAUAAGGGGCGUCACACUCAGAGGCUUGCUAUGUGAAAGGGGUCACCAGUACAAAAGUUUGAGAACCACUGUCCUAGGCAGUGUCUACACCAAUAAAAUUCUUAUCAGGAUUACAGGAAGGGCCAGUAAUGGUGCAGCUGCAUUAGUGAUAAGAAAAGUGUAAACUAGGGCGGAGAGGGCACAGACUUUGUCCUCUUUCCCCUUUCCCUCCCUCCCCCUCCCCCUCCCCCCCAGCUAUUAAAACCUGCUCUGUACAAGUUUUCAUGACUUAAUGAUAAAAGCACCUGAGCUCCAGGUUAGUGACUUAGCAUAUCUGAUUGAUAGCAAUGGAGAGUGCUAUGGCUAGGUCUCCCAAAAAGCUGUGACCCCCAGGCCCUAAAUUCUGUGCUGAAGGUGUCAGACUUGUAACAGCUUCAGUAACAAAAAAGAAACAUGACUAUUAAAAUAUAAAGUUUCAGACAAUACUCCUUGUUUUGAUAUUCAACUGUGGACAUCUCAGUGUUGGAAUGUCUUUCAAAUGUGCAUUACCCCCAAACUGUUUAAUUUGCAAUAGGAUUUGAUUUGGAUAAUACACAACUUCUUUACAGAAGUUGUCAGACAGGAAGAGCUGGAGGCUUUGGCUCCUGUGCAAGGGUCAGUUAAGGUUUCAGGCCUUUGAGAGGCAGCUGAAGCUUUUAGCAGCUGAAGAAAAGAUUCAUCUCUUUUUUCCUAUCCAUAUACAUGAUUUGACAUUUUGAUCUUUUAACACUUACUGUCACUAGUUUUCAGAGUUAGCUCUACCCUGGCAAGGAAUGGAUUAGAUGUUUGUAUCCUAAGAACUUCACUGGUUUAUGUUAGUUUAGAAGAUUGUAACUAUAGAUUAUGAAGGCAAACAUGAUUUUUAAUGACGUUUAGAUUCUUUUGUUAAAUCAAUUUUAUGGCUAUGGAAUUGGAAAGAAAUUUAAAGGGCCAGAGAUAUAUUACCACCCCACCACAUUCCCAAACAAUUUUAGGAAUAGUACUGAAUGGAGACUGACGUGGAGACUGACCACUAUAAAAGAUUUUAUAUGAUAAA